AUGUCUUGCAGCUGGUUUGUUGUUAUUUUCAUUCGUCAAGUACCUACUCUCCAAAAUGCAUUUGGUAGGCUCACAACUUCUCAGGCGUUAGCUGAAGCAAUGCAUCUCUCAAUGUUCACCUUGCUUGUGGCUCCUAUGAUAUUUUUCGAAGUGGAGGCGAUGCAAAAUAUUUCGAGAUUUUUCGGACAAGCUCUAUUGGUUUGUUAUGAUGUGUGUGUUUAUAGCCAUGUUCUUAUCUCGUUGAAUAGAAUGACAGCCGUAAUGCUUCCACUGCAGUACGAUCGAAUAUUCAGCGUGGGAAAUACGAGGAAAUUGGUGUUCGGCGUUUGGUUUCUAUCUAUCACUUCAUCCAUCUACCUUUAUGGAAUGAACGACUGUGAUUUUCUUUACGUGACAGACUUUUGGAAUUUCACGUUCAGCUCGACUCCCAUAUGUGCGGUGAUUGCUUGGUACACAGAUUUCAUGAAGUGUGGCAUUAUCGUUAUAAUCAUUGUUUGUAUCGAUCUGUCCACUCUUAUUCGGGUUCACGCUCUCAAUAGAUCUGUUCACCGUAGAGGUACAUCCAAUCAGCGAAGUCGUAAAACUGAUGAGUUGAACUUCUUGAAGCAGACAUGCCUUCAAGGAGCUCUCUUUGUGUGGGAGCUGCUUUCGUAUUUCAUACUGUACCAAUACUUCGAGAGUCGAUAUAUCAAGUUCUUUUUCACUACCUUCGCAUGGAUCUUUGUUCAUGCGGGUGACAGUUUCAUAACUCUCAUAUUCAAUCGAGAAUUUCAUCAGAUUUGGAAAAAAA
Auanema sp. JU1783 is the source of this 790-nucleotide messenger RNA. The record is from the annotation of a GenBank genome assembly. NCBI's taxonomy places the organism in Eukaryota, Metazoa, Nematoda, Chromadorea, Rhabditida, Rhabditidae.